Pyricularia grisea is the source of this 363-nucleotide messenger RNA. RefSeq lists its product as uncharacterized. The transcript has 2 exons. Bases 1 to 363 code for a protein of 120 amino acids. The record is from RefSeq and is a predicted model, not a curated record. Lineage: Eukaryota; Fungi; Ascomycota; Sordariomycetes; Magnaporthales; Pyriculariaceae.
AUGUCGAACGGGAUGGCAGCCGGUAGCGAGCUCCAUAGUACACAUCGAAGACAUGCAAGCCCGAGCUUGUACGCCACCUUGACUAUCAAGUCAACGAUAACACAGCUCAACCACACUAUGUACACCUCACUGCAGCUCCCGCUGCUACUCUUCAGCGGCGCAGCUGACCUCGGGUCAGCCGCAACCCUAUCCAAGCGCCAAUCUGAGCCGAGCAACAUACCCUUUGCGCAGUUCACCACUCCCGCUUCAACAAACAUCAACUUCCGCUUCGCAAUCCCCUCGACCGCCACCGCCAACGCACCCUUCGACAUAUUUCUGAAAGUUAGGGCACCUAACGCCCAGCCCUGGGCGGGCAUCGCAUGA